Messenger RNA from Anthonomus grandis grandis, 5137 nucleotides. RefSeq names its product FERM and PDZ domain-containing protein 4. The transcript has 14 exons. Lineage: Eukaryota; Metazoa; Arthropoda; Insecta; Coleoptera; Curculionidae. The record is from RefSeq and is a predicted model, not a curated record. Gene Ontology annotation, molecular function: protein binding. The coding region runs from base 190 to 4071 and encodes 1293 amino acids. Gene Ontology annotation, cellular component: cytoskeleton.
CGGGCUUUAACAGUCGCGGAAAACAUGUUGUUGUCGUCGUCAUUCAUUUCCUGUAUCUCUCUUUAAAUACUCCCGAAUAAAAAAAAAAUCACAAAAACUAUGGUGACUAUUGUUAUUGCUUCUUGGGCGAGGUAAUGUCACAUUUAUUUGGAACUUACAAAAUACUUACAUGGAUCACCACCAUUCGUGAUGUUCUUACAAAACGGACUUCGCAAACCCGAACCUGAAGGAAGUUCUCUUAAACAGCAACAAACCAAAGACUCGAGGAGUCAAGAAGAGUGCAGUAGGGCGUUACACAUUUUGGAUUCUGCUCCUGCUCCAGGAUGGACGGCCCACGUCACAAAAGAAGGAAGACUAUAUUAUUGCAACCACAUAACGCGUACGGCCGGCUGGCUCCCUCCCGCCGACGUAUGGAAAACAGAGACAGAGACUUUACCUUAUGGUUGGGAACGGGCUGUAGAUGACACCGGUAGAUCUUACUACAUCAACCAUGUCAAUAAAACGACCACCUACGAAACCCCGAUAUACAGGGUGACCGAAAACCUUCCCAAGCCGAAACCCAGAUUCGUGACUUUGGAACGAUCGGCAAGUCUCGGGUUCGGGUUCGUAGCUGGUUCCGAAAAACCCGUCAUAGUAAGGUUCGUUACCGAGGGCGGGCCCAGUGUAGAUAAGUUACUUCCUGGAGACCAAAUUUUAACGGUCAACGGGGAGGACGUGAAACUGGCCCCGCGGGAACACGUCAUCUCAUUAGUCCGUUCCUGUACGCACUCCGUCACUUUGGAAGUUUGCCAACCGACGGAGCAGCAGGGCGUAAGGAAAUCAACCCUGCUAUCGGCCACGAAACGAGCCCGUCUCAAAUGCAAACCCUCCAGGGUGCGAUUUGCAGAAAGCGUCUGUGUCAACGGUGCACCGUUAUUUCCGCCUUCCGCGUUUUCUCUCGGCGACAUUUGUGUGCCUCAAAUGGCGAACGUCCUAAAGGUGUUCCUAGAAAACGGCCAAACCAAGAGCUUCAAAUAUGACACCUGGACCACCGUUCAGGACGUAAUAAAUUCCCUGCAGGCGAAACUGUGCAUUAAAGCCUCCGAGUAUUUUAGUCUAGUCGUAGAACAUAUCAAAAGUCUGAAGCGCAAUAAGUUAACGUUACUUGAUCCGCAGGAUUCGAUUGCCAGGAUCGCUUCGCAACCCGGUGCCCACAAGCUCCGUUGUUUAUUUCGCGUAACCUUUGUGCCAAUAACCGCAGCUUCAUUGGCCCAAAAGGAUUUAAACGGACUCGACUAUCUGUUUAAUCAGUGCUGCAACGACGUCAUCCAGGAACGGUUUUCGCCCGAGCUGCAAUACGAUACGGCAUUACGAUUGGCUGCCCUACACAUGUAUCAUCACGCCCUGGCCAAUAAUAUGCAGGCAAACAAAUUAACCGUGAAAAUUGUCGAGAAGGAAUUCGGGUUGGAACGCUUCAUCCCCGCCUCGGUGUUGGACAAUUUGAAACCGAAAGAAAUUAGAAAAAUUUUAGGUCACUUUCUCAAGCUUCACUCGAACAUGACCGGGUCUGGGAAGCAACUGACGUCGCUGCAAGUCAAGUUACAUUACCUGGAUAUCACUAGUCAGUUGCCCAGUUAUGGUGCCAAGUGUUUCUCGGCGGGACCGAAGGGCGAUACGAUGGAAAAGGUGAUCUUAGUGAGUCCCAAGUUUGGUAUUAGUCAGAUUACUGGACAUAGGAAUUCCGUGUUCCAGCCAGUACCUCUGGCAAACAUAGAAGACAUGAGAAAAAUCGAAGUGCGAACAAACGACGAGGUGACCCGCCUCGUAUUCAUCACCUUAAAAAGUGACAAAAUACUAGAAAUCACUUUGGACGAAAAAGACGCCGUAGAACUGGUACUGAUCCUUCGCGGCUACUACCGCUUAAUAACCGAACAAGAGCUACCGGUAGACCAAGAUAAAGUGGAGAUUAACGAAGAUUUAGCGCCGCCAUAUGUGUCCCAGCACAAAGUGAUGCCCGAGAAAUGGAGCUAUUUGGAGCAAGGCGGAAUCAAGACUGCCUCGUUUGCCUUGCAACCGACUUAUCAGAAUAUCAAUAAAAAAACGAACGGCCUGUAUAAUACGGUCGGGAGACAUUCGAAGCAGUCCUUGCUAGUGAAAUAUGAUCUCGAUGGGAACAUGAACAGCUCCAUGGCGAAUAGGAACACCAGGUUCGCGGGUAAUAUUGACUUUGGUUGCGUGGCAAGGGACACAGACUUUACGAACAUCCUUAGUAAUCAGCUUGAAGGACUGUAUCCGUUCGAAAAACGCGAAGAAGACUCUAACGCCGACCCUCAGCACACGAACAGAUUAACUUAUUCAUCAGAGUGGCAGGAGACGAGCGUAGACUUCGAUAGCGAUGCCGACGAAGAGGCCGGUAAACUGAAACACAGCGACUCGUUGACGCUGUUAAACAAAAUCCACGAGAAGGAGUUCGGCCAUAAAGAAUCCGAAUUAUUGAAGCAGCUGCAAUCGGAGAGCGAUAACGACUCGCUCUACACUCCUCACGCGUCACCGAAACUCACUAAAGACGACACCGCGUUGGAUAUGCAGAAGAACAUGAGUUUCGGUCUGAGGUCACCGAACACCCUGGACAACCACAACAGGGAAUUCCAAGAGUACCUGCAGCGAAUCUGCGACGAGGAAAAUCGGACCGAGUCGAGCGUGCUGAACUCGAUCAAUGAAAUGUUCGUGUUCGAUCCGGAUAUUAUCGAUCUGACGUCGCUUCCGCCUCCGAUUACGCCGGAUGAACUUGAUUCUGCUUUACCCGGGCCGCUUAAUGUACCUCCCGGGCCUUUUGCUGACUCUACUGAGAGGUUAAAUGUACUGGAUAUGAACGAGAACCAAGACCUAGAAGAAUUCCUGGCUAGCGUGAGCGUACCUCCGCCAGUUCAAAAGGUCACUCCGGCCAUGGAAUUGACCCCGGAGGAAAUAAUGGCGUACAUCAUUCCUCCACCACCCGAUAUUGAAAAACCCAACGGGGCAGAUGAGGUUUUUAAGACGGAAAGUGGUGCCGCACUGGUUAAAAACAAAUCGGUUCUACACGACGUGUUGUAUCAGAAGAAAGAAAAGUCACCGGUUGCGACCAAUGGUGGUGAACCCUUAAAGCCUUUACCAAGGAGGAGCAUGGAUGACAAGCCUCCGGAAAGGCCACCAAAAGAGUUCAUAAAAGCUCGAAGGGACUCCUCACCUUGGUCCCCUCCUAAAGAACUUUUACAACACGCCGACUUACCUGCCCCGCAGCUUCCACCGCGAAGUCAGUCCAACGAGAAACCCAAUAAGCCCCAACUGCCCCCCAAGAAACCUCAGCUCCCUCUAUUGUCCUCGCUAAACGACCCGGUUCCUAAAGACGCUGAUGGUAAAAUUAUGAAAAAUAGUCACAACGUUCAGGAGGAGAGAACUUUAAAGGAAUGUUCAAUGGCGGUGUCCACACCCGUGCCUUCGCAGAUUGGAAAGCCUCCGUUAGCAAUUUACAAAGAUCCUGCGGAAAAUGACAAGGAUCCUCGUAACCCGUCGAGUCAUAAUAAACAAAGCGAAAAUUUACCCGAUAGAAGCCCGAACGUCGAGGAGCUUUUAUCGAAAACCGAAUUAGCACUUAAGGAACUUUUGACCAGAUUGAAGCAAGCUUCCGUUAAGUGCCUUGGACGAAUAGUGAACGGUGAUACAUCGUUGUUAGAGAAAGAAAUGCAGAGAACCAAAGAAGAACUGACUGCCCAAUCGUUGCAGCUGGUGUCCUCCAGUAAGCUACUAGUGAUCGCCAUGUCGGAUGCCUUCCUUCCGGACCUCUUCGAAAAUUUAGCGGUAUGUUUGACAAUAUUAAGAAGACUAACGGAACUGUGCCAGGAUCUCGUGGUUUAUACGACCAACGCGCCGUUACAGAGUCGCAAUCUCAUCCUGAACGUGUACGAUCUUGUCGAGAACUUUCGCGUUUUCGUCACCUCACCUAUUGACCGAAGUUCCUCGAAAGCGGUCGAGGAACAUUUGGCCCUGCACGCCGAAACUUUGGCGAACAUUUUGUCGACUUUAUUGCGAAACCUCAAAGGAUUUCCGACUUAGGAGGAUUACUACUAUAUAGAAUAAUAUGUUAUACAUAUAAAUAUUAGGUUAAUUAUUCUAACCGGAAUUGUAUAAAUAAAAAAAAGAAUCGUAAUUCGUUUCCAAAGAUUAUAAAGAUAUUUUAUAUUAUGUUAUGAUUUGUUGUGUUAUGCCCGUAUUGGUUGGGAAAAUUAUUAUUGAAGUGACUUUUAGGUCUAACGGCGUUAUUACUGUAUCAGUUUGCGAAAGGUGUGUGUGUGUGGUAUUUUCUCAGUUUUCGUCUCAUAACAAUACAUGAUAUAUGGUUGGGUUGAGCCAAUCUGGAAGAAUUCAAAGAUCCGUGCACUGAUAAAUGAAAAACAAAUUAAAGGACCACUUUCCCAGUAUUUGAUCACAUUCCCAAUUAAUAAACUGAAUGAAAUCCUCUCAAUCAGGUAAUAAGCAAAUUGAAGUUAAGCCUACAAAUUCAAAGAGUCUAUAAAACCUUUGUUAGGUUAAUACAAUAAACAGACUCAAACUACUAUAGGUAAUUGUUAUAAUGAGUGGAAGUAAGAGGGAAAACUGGUCUACACUAAAAAAUCAUCACCAUCCUUGUUCUACUCAACGUAAACCUGAUAAACGUCAAAACGCGGCGAAUUCUCCCGGCUCAAUAAAACCGACUUGAUGUGAGGUAUGCGCAUAUUCAGAAAAUUCCAAGUUUCCAUUUAUCGUUAGGGCCAUUUUCCGCUCGUAUUGACUCGCGUUGAGUCUCAAAUUUUCGAAAUUAAAAACCCGGUUCUGACCCUCUAUUCUGGCCCUCUCAAACUUUAAGAUUUAAAUAAAAAUGUCUAAAAACAUAAUUCGACCUGGUUGCAACCAUCGAAAGCCUUAGUAAGAUCAUAAAAAAUGCCUGCAAAAACCACUUCAUUAUUGAGGAGUAAUGAAGAGAAAAUACCACCACAAAUUACCUCUGAUUUAACCGGACUCUGAGGCUGUUUUAUCAAUGCAUUCCAUUUUUAUUCGCGUUUUUUUUCGUUUGUUUUGUAGUUGACGACAUAAUUGUUAUAUAUAUACUUAUACAACAUAAUAAAAAGUAUUAUACACGUGA